Messenger RNA from Clunio marinus, 10296 nucleotides. The record is from the annotation of a GenBank genome assembly. NCBI's taxonomy places the organism in Eukaryota, Metazoa, Arthropoda, Insecta, Diptera, Chironomidae.
AAAAUUACGAAGAAGAAAAGAAAUUAAACAAAACAUAAAAAUUCAAUCCUCACGUAAGUUAAUAGGUGCUAUAUUAUUAAGACAGUGAUAAAAAACAAUGACAUUAAGUGAUCAAAAUCUAUGAAAAAUGAAAAACAUUGAGCAAAUGCUCAUAUUUUUAGAAAAAUACUUGCAGUCAAAAAGUAUAUCUUGGCUAGAACUCUUCAUUUUCGAAUAUAACAAAAAUAAGAAGGAUGGACAAAAUCUGAUGCCAAUUAUUCAAGGAAGUGACAAGUUUUUAGCUUUAUCAUUCCAAAUGUCGUACCAUUUAUUAAAAUUGUUGUUUUCAACAAUAUGCAAUUUGAUGACAUCAAAUGACUGUCAACGUGAUAAGAAUGCAGUUUUGAACCUUCGUAAUUUCCUAACGUGUGGCCUCGGUAGUCAAAUUAUCACCAUACUUAGUGCUGACCUAGAUUUGUCGAAUGUGACGAAUGAACAUGAAUUGGUCAAUGUUCUGGCAAAGAUCUUUCCUAAUGAAAGGUGGGAUGAGUCGUCAGAUGUACAAUAUUUGAAUCCUCUUUCAAGAGAUGAAGUAAAGCAGAUUUAUAAACAAUUGUGGCUGUUAAAUCCUUCAAGGAUAAAUGAGAAUUUGAGACCAAAGACAAUCGUGAAAUUCUUUAGUAAUAAUGAAUCAACAUAUGAAUGCAACAUCCCAGAUGACAUUGAAGAUUAUUUAUCAUCAGAAUUUAAGGAUAAAGAAAUGCCUAUAAUAUCAUCAAGUCAACUUGCUCAACAUAUCAUCAAAAUCUUCCAAAAACUCGUCAUUAUUGACAACACAAACACUUUGAAACAAACUGAUAAAAAUUCCGUAACAAUGAGAUGCCUUCAAUUCAGCUUAGACACUUUGAAUCAUCUUCAUGAGCAGAAAGUUUUCAACGAUGUCGAUCAAAAUGUGAUAAAAUUAAAUUUACUCAAACUGACAAUGAUGUGCUUAAAUAAUUUAAUAAAUCGUGAUGGAAAAUCAAUCGAGCCGAUUUUCAAGAAACUUUUCUCGCUUUUGGAGCUCAGUGACAGCAACGAACUUUCUUGUGGAUUCAUUCUAAGCAUCAUGACAAUUCUCAACAAUUUAUGUGUUACAAAAUCAAUUCAAAAAACGGAAAAUUUAAACUUGUUCGUGUUGUGUAAUCAUUUGAUUACUAAGCGAAUAGAAUUGAUGAGUCAUGACAAGGAAUUACUUGAUACAAUUCAAAUAUUUCUUAUCAGAAUUGUUAGCAAUGUGAGAGCUGCUCAUCAAGCAAGAUUUGGUGAAAAUAAAACGAGAAAGAAGCCGACGAUAAAGCAUUGCCAUCAUGAUUUACUUGCUGAUGCUUGCAUGUUUGAGAAACUUUUGCUUGAAACAUUUCCGCUUAUCAAAAGUUUUAAAAAUUUUAAUAAAAUUUUAAAAUUAUUGCGCAAAAAAGGAAUUUGUUGCUGCAAUGCGACAAUUGACACAAUAAAAAUGUUCAUGCAACCCAGUCUGAUACCAAUGCAAUAUCUGAGCUUCAUUGAAUGGAAGAUCAUCGAGCCAAUGUUUAAUGAAGAUCAAAUUUGUGUUUUCUGUAAUGAGAAAAAGAAUAUUCAAUACUUCAAAGACGAAUAUUUUAGUCUGCUAAGAAAAGAAAUCUCACGACGUGAAGGUUGGGAACUUCAUUCGUUACUUCAUCACUUGGUGAAUAUUCAAAAGAAAAUGAACAAAGAUUUCCUUCAAAAGUUCAUUUUUAAUGUCAUUGUGCCGACAUUCGAAGAAGAGAAGAGAAAAUAUUUGAGAAAUCCUGAUGAACAAUUUGAAUCGAAAGUUAUUAUUGGAUCAUGUUUGAGAAUCAUUAAUGAAGGAGUGAAGGAAGAGAAAAUUUUAAUGCAGUUCUUCAAUGCUGAUGUGAUUCAUCAUCUUAAGGAAUGCACACUGAUCCCAGUUUUAUCUGGAACUGCUUGUCAAUUACUAAAGAUUGCCUUUGAAAACAUCAAAUUUCUCGGCGUAAAUGAAGGUCAUCGUGAAAAAAUAUCACAAUCAAUUAACAAUAUUUUCUUCUCGAAUGUUUUAUAUUUAAUUCGUGAAAUGAUGGACAUUUAUGGACGAAUAGAUUUACCAAAAGAUAUUCCAUUAAGCGACAGCAUCACUGAAUCUGACAAAACUUCCGAUAAAAGUGCCAACGAUGCUGCAGAUUUUGAGAUUCUCGACGAACGAACAGUGGCGAUUAAGGAACCACUCACCAACUUGGAUGUUCUUUUAUUAAACACAAUUCAUUGGAAUAUUCUUUGUGAUUUAAUGUCGAAAGAUUCAUCAUUUCAACGGGAAUUUAUUGCUAAUAUUUAUAAUAAUUUCAACGGAAAUAUUCUCUUCACAAUCGCUUACAAUGCUUUGAACUCAAUUUUAUUAAAAAAAGAAUUGAAGAAAUUAAUAUUCGCGCCCGAGCCGAAAACGAUCAACGAAGAAGAACUUCAUGUGUUGUUUAAACGUUGUAACUCAUUAAUUCCAGUCAUGGUGCAAUGCUACGAUGUGAAUUAUCAACAUGUGAUCGAACGAAGUUAUCAGCUUCAUGAGAUAAGCGAAAGUUUCUUAGAGAAGAUGAAGAGAAGAGCACGAGAUGAUGAUAAUCAUUGCCUAAUCUUCCGCCGUCGUUGUGGUUCAGAUAACGACUUUAAAUUCCGUGUUUAUGUACACAAAGAUGUCUUCCUAACUGAUAAUGUGAUUGAAAACUCUUUGAAACAUGAACAAAUUAGCGUCGUCGAUGAUCAUUUCAACAACUUCUAUCACAGUUGGUUGAACACACGUUGGACGGAAAUAUUUCAUAGAAAAGCAAUUCGUUCUCGCUUUCUUGAUAUUUUAAAUAAAUUUGUGAAAAGUGAAGAAGAAAAGGAAUUGGAAGCAAUUUAUCGAAAGAAUAUUAUCGAGGAAAUUACUGGAAAAUGUGGAAUUAAAUAUCUUUCGUCGAUUGCUAGAAAUUGUUUCGAUAUUUGUUGGCGAUUAUCUGACAACAUCAGUUUCAGUGCAAAAAUGUCAACAGCAUUGGAAGAGUUGAAGUUGCUGCUGCUUCAAGACAGUUGGGAUGUGAAUAAAGAAGCGAUGAUUGACACAUUGCAGUUGCUUUUGGGUGUCGCUGAAAUGAAAAUGACGAGAAGUGUUAGUCGAAUGAUGUUAAUGGAUCCGGAAAAUCAUCUUAAUUGCUCGACAGAAUCAAUGUUCAGUGACUCUUCUCUUGAUCGAAUUACAUUUGAUGAGAAAAGUAAUGACGAUGACGAGAGUUAUUCGAGUGAUAAGAAAACUGAAACUUUCUACACAGCUGAUGAGAAUUACGACGCUGAUGAAGAAGUUCAAUCAACUGUUGACACUGAAUGCUCGCAAUUUAAUCGCUCAACAUCAUCACCAGCACCGUCAAAAUUUCGUAACACGAAUGAACAUAUUUGCAAGUUGGUCGUGGAGAUUCUCAUGGAAUUGUCAAGACGAUGUGUUGAGAAACCAAGUCAAUGGGAUCCAAAUGUGUUGACGUCACUCGCUCAAAGAUUGUCAUGCAUGAAAACUUAUCUUGGUGGAUCGGAAAUCUUGUUGAAAGGAUUUUCAGGAAUUCUUUUAUCAAGAAAUGAAAGUUUAUCAGAUUUACAGAAAACAAUUUUGAACCUCGUCGAAGAUCUCAACGCGCCAGAAGCAUUCAAAACAUUCUUGUCAAUUCUCACUGAGAAUGAAGCAUGUGUUGAGUUAAUUGUGAGUCGAUUAGUUUCAAUUUGCAACAAGGAAAAGUCGCCGCAACCUUUCAUCAAAGUAAGCUUUCCAACAUUUAAUAGGGAAGUGAAAAUUUCUUCAACAUGUGAUGAUCACAUUCGUGAACUGAUUCAAAAGUUUCGUGAUGCUCAUGUCAUUAAUAAUCUUCUUACGCCAUUCACUGAAUCGUCACAAAUUAUUCCACUGAAUUUUCUCGAUUUUAAUCCUUGGAGCUUUCAAGGCUUCACGAUUUCUAUUUGGAUGAUGAUGGAAACGUUAGACGGUGACAAAGUUUCGAGUCAUUUAUUCUCGAUUGGAACAGAGAAGCUAAUGCUGUCAGUUUAUUUAAAUGCCGAUGGAAGUUUCAAUCUUAACGUCACGAAACCAAAUCAAAAGUUUAGCGACGUUAAAGUCGUCAACAGAGGAUCGAACAAGGAAAACAUCAACAAAACAAAUCUUUUCGGUAUUGGAUUGGCGACUUUAAAGUCACCUGAAAACCAUCCAAACAUAAGAACACGCGGACAUAAGAGAAAUGGAUUCAAGAAAGCAACAACAGAUGAAGGUGAAAGUUCAAGACGAUUACAAACAUUAAAAGUGUCAAUGAAGUCGAAGAAAAUGAAAUUAAAAAGUGAUCAAUGGACGCACAUUUGCUUCUCUAUUCGAACAACCCAAACAAAUAUUAUGUUGUUGAUAACGAUGAAUGGAACUGAACAAGAUCUAGUCGAGAUUCCAAUUGAUGGAAUGUGUGAAUUGGAACUUAGUGGAAUGCUUGAGUUACUCUGCAUUGGUGCACAAAAGUCGACAAUUGAUGAAGAAAGUUCAUUAAAAUAUUCAUUGUCGAAUGUCAUUCUGUUUCGUUCACUUCUCGACUCACCAAGUCAGACUUCACAUCUGUUCUCAUUGGGACCAGCUUGUGAAAAUUUAAUCGACUGUGAAGCUGUUCAAAUGUUACCUUUAAUGGGCUUCUUGGACAUGACAAAAGUCGCGAAUAAAUCUGUGAAGAAGAUUGAAAGAAAUCAAUCGUUGAUUAAGUUGAAGAUGAACGUUUUAAUGAUUUAUUCAGCGGGAAAGACAACAACACCGCUAAGCUAUAAAAAUCAUGAACAUGGCAAGCCAAUUGACAUUUUUAAUGUUGGGGAAAUUCCAAAACCAUUUUCGAUUCCGUCAUUAGCUCGAUCAAUUCAUUUAUCUGGCGGCUUAUCAAGUUUAUUGUUUCUCUUCGCAAGAACUGUUGAGAUGACUGAUGAUCCAGUGACACAAUCAUCAGCACUUUACGUCUUCCUUAAAAUGUCUUACAGUUGUAAUAAUUUAUACGUCGAAUUUGAGCAAAGAAAACUUUUCAAUCUUGUCGCUCAUGUCUUCAAGCACAGUAAUUGCAACAAAGGCGGUGGAAUGUUGAAAGCAAUUCUCGAUGUUAUUUAUGGCGGCACAAUGUUUUAUAAGAAUCUCAACAGUGAAGAUUAUCGGAUUAAUGAGAAGUCAGUGUUGAACAUUCAAAACCCAAAAUUGCUUUUGAAGUUGUUGGAGAACUUCAGCAUCUUUCAGACAAUGGAGAAGAGUGAGGUGAAUGUUCUUGAUUUGUUAUUUCAAAGUUUGAUGGUUGUUGUUCGUGAUAAUCAUCCACAUAAAUACCUCAAUCGGCAAUAUCUACUUGAACAUGAUUUUUACAUGAAAAUCAUUCAAUUUUGUAAGAUUCAUCUGACCAUACCAGCAAAUACAAUUCCAAUAACACCCGAAACAGCUUUGAUCAUUGUGCGUCUUCUCAAAAUGCUUUCAAAGACGCCAACAUCGUUUCGAUGUAUGAAAGAAAUUCAAAAACUUUUGCUUUUAAUGCAUCACCCAAGUGAGAGUUUCGUGACACAUGAUCGAACAAAAUUUCAUUUCAUUUUACCAGGAAGCAAACCACAAAAGCAGAAUAAAUUAAAUACUUCAAGUGGAUCGAAAUACUUCAAUUUUAGUAUAAAAAUUCGUUCAACAAAUGCUACGACGUCGAUUUCCAAGUCACCAACAACGCCAACUUCAUCUUUUCAUUACGAAUGGAGAGACAAAAGAACUUCAUCGACAAAUCGGAAGAUUAAAACAAGAAAAUUUGAUGAAUUGACAGAAAGUGAAUGUGAAAAUGUCACGAAAGCUUUGAUUGAUCAGAAGAUGAAGAGAGAUGUGAAGACGCCGACGAUAAAGCAGCGACGACAUGUUAGAAGAUUGAAUUACACGCCGAAGAAAAGUCCUUUCAAGAAACUUCCACAAACAACGAUGAAUCAGAAAAAGAAUAAAAUGGAAAGUUGUGAUGAUGAUCAAGCACUCACGGACGCAAUCAGAUCAAUGAUGACAGCUGAAAGCACAACUUCACUUCUCUCAGACGCCAGCGAUGUUAAUCGAUAUGAGAAAGGCGUUCGAAUUUUACAAGAAAAUCUUUUCAUGAUGCUUCGCGAUUCGGUGAUUCUUCUUGAAGAUUCCCGAGCUGUGAUGGAACUUUCGGAAUGUCUUCAAAUUGAAAUGUUGAUAAUGUUUGCCAAUCAUCAUGAUGCAAAUGUUCGUGCUGCAAUUAUUGAGUUGAUAAUUGCAAUGAUGAGACGUGAAACAUCGGAAAAUAUUUUAAGAUAUGAGAAAGGAAAUUAUUGGAUUCAUCUUGGUAACCAAUUGACAAUUUCACGUGUCAACAUGAGAAUGGUUCAAGCUUGCGUUGAUUGGAUUUGUUCAAAGAAAGUAUCCAUUCAAGAUUUAUCGCGAAGUCAAGCAAUUGAAAUUCAUUACAAGCCAAUUUUCAAUGUUUUGUUUAUGAUGAUUCCGUCGAUGAUUCAUGACGCUCAAUUGAUGAAUUAUUUAAUUAAAUUCCUUCGAUUAAUUCUUGAGACUCAAUCUGAGUGCUUCAACACGACAAUGUUUUAUUGUUUGAUAUCGUCGUCAUUGAAAGCGUUAAAUAAAUUGGAUCAAAGUCAUUAUCGAGUGAAGGAAUCGCUGCUAUUGCUGUUUGAACAAAUUGCUUCAAAAUCGCUGACAUCAACCGGAUCGAUUCAAACUUUGUGGGAUUUAUUGUAUGGAUUUUCAUAUUUAGAACGUAACAAGAAGCAUGAAGUCGUUCGUGAAGUUCACGUCACAAUCCUGCGCCAACUUUUGUCGCUUUGCCUUGUUGAACAAAAUCGGCGUGGAAGUCGAAGCAUUAACGACACGACAACUCAACAAUCGAUGUUUGUUGUGACACAAACACUUGGAAAUCUUCCAUCAUCUGAAAUCAAAACGAGAUUUUUAUUAAUUCACGAUCGUGCUGUUCAAUUUGUGUGCAGUUGGAAUUUAAAUGAAGAAAAACUUUCAAUCAUUGAACUUGAUUUUGUGAAAUAUUUAAUUCAAUUAAAUUUAUGUGGCUUUCAACAUGGAUCAUCGAUGUUGCUUUGGGGAUUAAGUUCAUCAAAUGACGAAGAAGUUCAGAGCUUUAUAAUUCAGAAACUUUCAUCGAUUCUUUCUUACGAUGGAAAUUUCUCAUUGCCGGGUAACGAAACGAAACUCGUCAAAGCACUUUUAGUUCAACAUUUAAAUAAAUAUGAAAAUUCAUUAGACGAAAGAAAUUUCCAAUCAAUUAUCAAGUUUUGUGGUGGAACAAUCAAUCAACAGCAGCAAAGUUGGAAUUGGAGUUUAUCAGCUGAAGAGAAAAUUGAAUUAAUUCGUCAAACAUCGGAAAAGAAUCAAAACGAGAAAAUUGAGAAAAUUGUUUACAAACUUGAGACUUUAGUUCAGAGUUGUAUCGAUGGUGCAAUGAAAAUGACGAGAUAUGUCAUCGAUAUCCAAAAUAGUGAGCGUCGUGAGUUGAUGAAUGAGCUGAAGACGACACAAGAAAUUGAUUUUUAUCGUGAGUGGUUUGAGUUGAUUCAGAGAAUGAUUCAUGAAGAUGCUCCGUGGUUUAAUGCGAGUUUGUAUCCAUCAACAUGGGAAUUGGAUGAAACGGAAGGUCCAGGACGGUCGAGAAUUCGAUUUAAAAGAAAUGCUUUGAAGAUUGAAGAAAGAUUCUUCACCAGUGGCUUCAAACAUAAAGCAAGCUAUCAACAUGUGAAGCCACUUCUCGACUUCAUCAUUCGUCCUAAAGAAGUUGAAAAAUAUUCAAUUCGUGAUCGAAUCGUCUUCACAUUUAAUGGAAAACAUUUAACAAUGGAACAAGAAAUUAGAGGUGAAAUUAUCAUCACAGACAAUCAAUUAAUCUUCCUUGCGAAUCUCGACAUUUACAUUAAUUCAAUUAUUUGUGACAUUAAAAACAUCAGCGAAGUUUGGAAUCGACGAUAUCAACACAAAGAAGUCGCUUUGGAAAUUUUCCUUACAUCGAAAAAAACUUUUUUCAUCAUUUUCGAAACGAAUUACGAGCGUGACAUCGUCAAGAAGUUUGUGAGCGACAAGAUUGAUCAAAAAAUUAAUGAAAAGCCUGACGACAUCGCUCAAAAAUGGAUUGAGAAUCGAAUUACAAACUACGAAUAUUUGAUUGAGUUGAAUAAAAUUGCUGGUCGUAGUUACAAUGAUCUGAUGCAGUAUCCGGUCUUUCCAUGGAUCAUUGCUGACUAUGAGAGUGAAGUUUUGAACUUAAAAUCGUCGAAUUCAUUCCGAAAGUUGAACAAAACAAUUUCGACACAACAUGAAGAGAUGGAAGAACAUUAUGUGACGACAUAUCAAUAUCUUGCUGAACAAUCGCUUAAUGAUCGACAAUCACUAAUGAAGCCAUAUCAUUACAGUUCACAUUAUUCGAAUUCUGGAACGAUUCUCCAUUUCCUUGUCCGACUUCCGCCAUUCACAAACAUGUUUCUGUUGUAUCAAGAUCACAACUUUGAUAUUCCCGAUCGAACUUUUCAUUCAUUAGCGACAACAUAUCGACUAACAAGUAAAGAAUCAGCAACAGAUGUCAAGGAACUUAUUCCCGAGUUCUUUUAUCUCUUUGAUUUCUUUGAGAAUUCUGAAGGUUUUAAUUUUGGUAAACGGCAAUCGGGCGAUGUUGUGGAUGAUGUUAAACUUCCAUCGUGGUGUGAAGGCUCGGCAAGGCUUUUUAUGCUCAUAAAUCGACAAGCACUUGAAUGUGAUUACGUUAGAAAGCAAUUGCAUCAAUGGAUCGAUUUAAUAUUUGGCUUUAAACAGAAAGGAAGUGCAGCUGUUUAUGCUGUUAAUGUUUUCCAUCCAGCGACUUAUCCUGAAUUUCAAAUAACAAACAUCAAUGAUCCAGUUGAGAGAACAGCUUGCGAGACAAUGGUUAGAACUUAUGGGCAAAUGCCAAAACAAAUCUUCACUACAGUUCAUAAGAAGCCGAUUGUCAGCAGUUACAGUCUUCCAGACUCUCGUGUUGUACUAAGCCAAGUUGUUGGAUUACGAUGGGGAUGUUUCACUGGUUCACCUCAACUUCCUAAACCUAAGCGAAUUGAAGCUGUGAAAUGCAAUUCAAAGAUUGUAAGACUGGUGUCAGUUGAAGGUUCGAAUUUAUUUUACGGUCUUCCCGAUCGAUGUCAUCUCAUGCAAGCUCCACAUUUCGCUUAUCACGAUUUGGUACUUUGGAGUGAAAGUGAUGGUGUUGUGAGAAUGAAAAGAUUAGACGAUUCUAGUAUGAAAAGUGGUAAACUCUUUCAUAAUCCAUCGCAUGAUCCGAUAACUGCUUGUGGUUCGCAUGUUAAAUACACGAACCUUUGGUUUGGUCACCAAUCGGGUAACAUAAGCGUCUACAUUCGAAAUGAUGAGAAGAUUACCAAGGAAAGAAAACGACAUACGAGAAGUUUUAAUGAUGCUCUUGAAGCCAUUAUAGGAAUUAAGGAAAUUAAUGUUAACAACACUCUUGAAGAUAAUGAAGUUGAAAUUGAAUCUUGGUGGAAUUAUCCAAUUUAUCUCGUCAAACAUCGGAGUGAAGUUUUAGACAUAAAAGUAUGUGUUAACUUCAAAAUUGUUGUUAGUAUUUGUAUGGAUGGAACAACAGUCAUUUGGGACAGUCAAAAGAUUGAAUACAUUCGAACUAUUGAGUCAUCAUGCAACACUCUGAGAUCGCAAUUAUCACUUGUUGAAAUAAGUUCAACACUUGGAGAUAUUUUAACAAUUUUCACACCGAAAUCUGUCACUGAAAUAACUUCUGAUGAAGAGAAUGUUGAAGUUGUUGAGAAUUUUGGUGGAGAUGAAUUCGUAAAUGUUUCAAUGGCGAUAGAGGGAAAAUCACAGCUUCGAUUACAUUCAAUCAAUGCGAAAUACAUAAGUCAUAAGUUUUCUGAUGGAUUCGCCACUGCUGUGUGUUUCAGUUUCAUUAAAGAAGGAACUGGUGUGAAUGUUAUUGCUGUGGGAUUUGAAGAUAGUGUCAUUCGACUUUAUUCAACGUGGACUCUCGAAAUGAUUCGUGAAAUAGCGACAGGAAGGAAUUCCAGAAUAACUGACGUUGUCUACACCUCUAAUCAUCAUUUAGCCUUUCUCUCCGAUCAUGAAAUUGAAGUUUGGGAAUCAGAUGGCCUCACAGGAGAUCCACCAAAGUUCAAUAGUAUCGUCCUUUAUUAAAUUUAUAGAAUAUCGUUUUAAAAUUGUGUAAAUAAAAAAUGAAUAAAUUUGUAACGGAUAAUUUGAAAAAGAAGCAAAAGAAAGAA